GACCGUCAAAAUUCAUCCCAUUUAAAGGAAGAUCAAAAGCGUAGAGAACGUGAAAAGAUUAAUGAAAUGCUCAGUAUGAAAGAAAUUCAUCGUGAUUCCAAGCUAUGCCCCUCUUGUGACAUGGCAAUUUCUCGAACUGAAGGUUGUAACAAGAUGAAAUGUGGUAAUUGUGAACAAUACUUUUGUUACCGCUGCAACAAGGCAAUUGAUCCAUCAGAUCCUUAUGGACAUUUCAGGGAUGGUUCAUGUGAGCUGUUCCCAAGAGAAAUGGUCGAGUCCUGGCAAGAGCGAAUAAAUAAUCGCCAGGUAGUAGGACAAUUACAGGCUGAGCUUUUUCCUCAACGAGGCUUGACAUGUCCUAAUUGUCGUCAAUUUAAUGCAAAGAUUGGAAAUAAUAAUCACUUGUUUUGCUGGGCAUGCCAAAGCCACUACUGCUACUUGUGCAAAGAGAUUGUGAGGCGCGGCACCAAGCAUUAUGGACCCAAGGGCUGCAAACAACAUUCCGAGGGCUAGUAUAAGCAUAAUGCCUUAAGAUUUUAUUUAUUUUUUUGUCUAUUUUUGGCACUGGGAAACACCACAGGUUCAAUAGAGUUUUUCCGACCGGUGAAGCCUCCGUGAUUAAAUGCAAAGGUCGAAACCAUCUCCAGUGAGUUCAAUUCUAUUUUGCAGCAAAAUAAAGUAGAGAUAGGAUGUGUUUCUAUUUCGUACAUUUUUGUUUCUGUAAGAGAAAACAUGUAAAAGGAAUAAAUUAUACAGCAGAAUAAUUUGUCAA
Vigna umbellata (rice bean) is the source of this 772-nucleotide messenger RNA. The record is from RefSeq and is a predicted model, not a curated record. NCBI's taxonomy places the organism in Eukaryota, Viridiplantae, Streptophyta, Magnoliopsida, Fabales, Fabaceae.